Linum tenue is the source of this 2353-nucleotide messenger RNA. The record is from the annotation of a GenBank genome assembly. Lineage: Eukaryota; Viridiplantae; Streptophyta; Magnoliopsida; Malpighiales; Linaceae.
AAAGAACUGCUUCCACCCCAAAAACAUCUCCAAGCUCGGAUUCGAUCCGCCAUUGGAGCAACGUUGAGCUCGUCUCCUGCUCGUUUGCGCCAGGAACUGGGCAGCAAAAAGGUUCGGAAAUCUCAUUUCCUGAAUUCCCGUUUGUUUCUCAAGAAACCUUGGGCCUUAUAUUCCACUGAAACGGCGCCGUCUCCCUUGUUGACUCUUGCUAUUUAUUGGGGUUACCUGGUUACAGAAUACAGAGGCAUGCCCGCAUUGCGGCAUUGGGCAGUUAAAAAGGACAAAUCAGAGGAUUCUUGUUACAGUGUCGGAUUCAUUCUAUUCUAUUCUACUUUCGGAAUCGCGGGUGCGUGCGUCGUUACAGUUCCUGAAAUUGUUUGGCUUUCCAGAUUUGGGGAAGUGAAGGGAAUCACAAAGGUCAGGGCUUGUAAACCUCAAGCGCAAGCGACACACACUCAUUUCCCAAAUUCUAACCAAUCAAGGAAAAGGAACACAAAGAGAGCAAACAGCCGCCGCACGGAAAGCCGUCGUCACCCCUAUUCCCCCCCAGCAAAGCAAUAUUAAUUCCUUCCUCUUUAAGGAAGGCAGGUGGGAUCCCAAUUUAAACCCAAUAACAUCCUUCCAACUUCCCAUUUCGAGUUCGUGCUUUCUGUGUGGGGUUGCUCUGUCCUCGGCCUUUCUUCGACGCUGGAGAAAGUAUAUUAGAGUUUGGCAGCCUGAUUACAUUAUCAGCUAAGACGCGCAGAGUUUAUGUUUGAGAACUGAAAUAAUAGCUGUUGAUUCUUUAAACAGUAGAUAUGGAAACAGUUAACGAUGAGUUAGAAAUAAGUCAUGUUGUGGUAGAAAGGAAGGAAACACCAACGAAUCCGGAAAAUGUUGAUAGUACUAGUGCUACUGAAAAGGUCGAAGCAGGCAGCCUGCCUAUUUGUGAUAUAAAUAAAAGUAUCUCGGCUGUAAGUUUCUCUGAUGACAUUGGGGACAGUGGAACAGCAGUCACUGCAACUACGAGCAGUGUCGAUGGUUCUGAAGAAACCAUCAUGUUUCCAUUUUAUGUAAGGUUUCCUUCACAAUGUUCUAGGAGGAAGAAGCUGCUUAUUCUUGAUUUGAAUGGGCUUCUUGUCGAUGUAGUAACUUGUCCUCCAAAGGAUCGUACUCCAGACAAACGGGUUGGAAUUCGAUCAUUUUUUGUGAGGCCAGGUUAUCUGGAUUUUCUCAAUUUCUGCUAUCAAAGAUUUGAAGUAGCUGUCUGGUCAUCAAGAACAAGGCAUGUCCAACGCAUAUUCAGCUCCUUAGUACUUACUUCCCUGUUAAUGUUCACUGUUUCGAUGGUAAUUUUUUUCAUCAAUUUAACAUUCUGCAGAAAGAACAUCAAUAUCCUGAUUGAUUACUUGUUUGGAGAUAUGAAGAACCGUUUGUUAUUUUGUUGGGAUCUGUCCCAUUGCACAACAACACAGUUCAAGACAUUAGAGAACAAGCACAAACCUCUGGUGUUCAAAGAACUGACGAAGGUUUGGAAUAAAGAGGACCCUCAACUUCCAUGGGAGAAAGGGUACUUCAAUGAAUCAAACACGUUGUUAGUGGAUGAUUCUCCUUACAAAGCAUUACUUAACCCUGUAAGUUGAAUAGAAUUCUUCAUGUUUACUGCCAACCACUUAUUAUGAAUUGAUAAUCGAUGCCUCUAUAUUCCUUGAUGCUUAUUUCCUUUGUGGCGCUUUAUAAAAUGACAACACAGAUUAACUCUGGCAUCCAUCCUCAUCCCUACAGUUAUGAGGAUCUCAAAGAUAACUCACUAGGUACUGAUGGUGACUUGAGAGUAUAUCUUGAACAGUUAUCUGAAGCGGUGAAUGUACAGAAGUUUGUUGAGACAAACCCAUUUGGUCAAAAGGCUAUUGCUGAAGGGAAUGCAGAAUGGAGCUUUUACCAUGAAGUUAUAAGCACAUUGUAUCCUUCUCGAGUUGAAGGCGGAAAAUACGUAUCUUCGGUGUUAACUUGAUGGAAGAAAGCCCUGUAGGUCGGGUAGGAAAGUAGCCAAGCAUUUUCCUCCAGUCAUUUGAAUAUAGACAAACCCGUGAUUGAAUAUAGUUGAAUGACAACUGCAAGGAAGAGACCUGCAAUUUCUUCUCAAGAGUUAUUUGGGGAGGGAGUUUGUUAUUUACUUAUUUUAGUUAGUUUCAGGCUUCAGUUUACUUUGCUUUUGGAGAAAACAAAAAAGACUAGGCUAGAAGUUGCAUAUAGGUCUUUUAGUGGGGGAAUUCAACAUGGCAACAUGGUUUGUUGAAUGUGUCUCUACUAGCUAUUGGGUUUAGCUAUUUUCCAUCACACGAUAAAUGAUAAACCUGUUUGUUUUUUAUUG